Molecule: messenger RNA, 936 nt
Organism: Linnemannia hyalina
Lineage: Eukaryota; Fungi; Mortierellomycota; Mortierellomycetes; Mortierellales; Mortierellaceae
Source: the annotation of a GenBank genome assembly
AUGACAGCAGCAUACAUGCUAGUCGGUGAUACCCUCUUCUUUGGGUCGCAUCGACGCCAUGACACAUAUAUGCGGUGCGGAUAUGCACAUGCGCAGGACGAGUACGCAGAUAUGCAAUACCUAUCCACACAAUCAACGAGCCCGGUGAGGAUCGAGUAUCUACAAAUGUACGAGAAGGCAUGGAUCGAGUAUCGACGAGUGUACGAGAAGGAAUGGAUGGAGUCUUCACGAGAGGACGAGAAGGAGUGGAUCGAGUUUCAACGAAAGUACGACAAUGCGAGGAUCAAGUCUCAACAAAAGUGCGAGAAGGCGUGGAUUGAGUCUCAACAAAUGUACGACAAGGCGUGGAGCGAGUGUCGACGAAAUUACGAAAAGGAGUGGCUCGAGUCUCGACGAAAGUACGAGAACGCGUGGAUCGAGUUUCAACAAAAGUACGAGCAGCCGAUGAUCGCAUCUCAACAAAAGUACGAGCAGGCGUCUGAACACCGCAAAAAGUCGAUACAGGAUGCACGUAACAAACCAGCACAACAACAUCGACAGUUAUCGCAAUCGCACCAUCAGACGUUGCCACAACAUAAGCAAGGACUCGAGGAGCUCGUUGACAAGUUUUCCUAUCCGUUGUUGUCGAAGGAUGCGGGCACCGUACCGAGUUCUUUACCGGAAUCUGAGAGUAGCGGCAGUCGAGAAGACGGGGACAAGACAUCAGAGGAUCAUGGGAGGAGGAGGAAGCGGGUCAAGCACGACGACAUCAAGAAGGAGCCUGUUGACGAAACAAUGUCCGACGCCGCCACCGCCAGCGCAUCCUUCUCCACUAUCACCAGUACGGCAUCCACUACCUCGAGCUUUUCAACCUCGUCUGGCCACAUUGUCGCUGAUGUAACUCUCGACAUGCAAAACAAGCUGAACUUCAACCCUACCACCGCCAUCUUUCAAUAA